Messenger RNA from Cotesia congregata, 567 nucleotides. The record is from the annotation of a GenBank genome assembly. Lineage: Eukaryota; Metazoa; Arthropoda; Insecta; Hymenoptera; Braconidae.
AUGGAGGUAUUGAAGUUCAUUUAUCGAUUUGAGCUCCUACUCUCGCGAUUACAUCAUGUUUUUACGUCAUCCAACCACCAACCGAGAAGAAAUAUUUCUGACUGGUAUAAAAAUCAUGUAACCAAUGCCUUGAUAAGAAAAAUUGAAGAAUUCUGUCAAGAAAAAUCCGGAUGGCGUUUAUCAGAAAUCUCAAAUUUAGUAAUAACGAUGUCAAAAUAUCAACCCCUUCAUGCUGGAAUCUCAACUUUUGUGAGGAUGCCUCAGAAGAUAAUAAACCGACAUGCAGUUUUGAACAUUGAAAACUUUGAUGAAUACUGCUUCCUAUGGUGUGUUUCUAUAAAUUAUGAUAUAAAUUCUGAUCUAAAAACUAUUCAUCUUUUAAUGAUACAAAGUAAUACAAAUUUAAAUAUGAAAAACGAUGAUUAUGAUGAUUAUAAACCGAUUUAUCAUUUUGCAUUAAUUAAUAAUUUAUCAGCUUUAGUAAGAAGUAGUGUAACAAAAUCACGCAAACAACAUUUCUUUUGUGAUCGAUGCUUAAAUCAUUUUAAAAUAAGAGAAUCUUUUGAA